UCCCUCAUACCUUAAAAGAAGCACCAAAUUACAUUUGAAGGUAGUUUAGCAGGUAGUGAUGAAAAUUUGUUUGAACUUCUCACUGGUUCACUUUUCUGUAUCACAAAAGACUUCAGGGAACAACUUGAACUCUCUCAAAGUAACUUCAAGAUGUUUCCUCACUUGGCAGUGAAAGCUUUAAGCCAAGCCUACACACUUCAAACUCAAGGCCCGCGGACCCGGAGUUGUAGCGCCGUGGGGAUGCGGUGAGGUGCUGUCACGCACCGUCAGUGUGAGCAAACAAAGACCGUCCUUUUGCAGCCUGGAGAAGUCAGUGCUGUUUGCCCACUGAAAUCCCUCGUCCAGAGAUCCUGCCAGGCGUGGGUCCCAGCUGGGUUCCCUCAGGGACCCGUGGGCCGAGGUGUAGGGGCAGGAGUGGGGAUGGAGCAGCAGCCUCGGCAGGGUCUGGCACGAGGGUCUGGAGGAGGCAAAGCAGGGAAGUUUGGCUGCGGGGAGCAGGAGUGAUGGGGAGCACCUUGCACCUGUCUCGGGAAAAACACCAGCGGGGAAAUGUGGUCACGAGUCGCGGUGUGUAUAAGUCCGUGACAGUCCUCCAACCAUUGCCAAGCAAGGAUGAGGGGGGAGACGGUGAAAUCGAGCCUCUGGAGCAGGAGGGAGGCGCGAACUGCUCGGAGAGGGGUGGGGAGAGCCGGGGAGGGCGGGCGAGGUGCAGCCGGGUCUGAGUCAGCCCGGCCGCACGAUGUGCGCCGAGGGCAGUGCCCGGCACGGCGCCGCCAGGAGCCCGCGUCCCUUCCCGUCCCUUCCCCGCCGCCCCCGCGUCCCGAGUGCCCGCGCCGGCCGGACCCGCUCCCGCCGCGGCCGCUGGCAGGGCUGCUCUGCCCUCGUUGUCCUCUCCCCCUCCUCUUCCUCCUCCGCCCGCGCGGGGCAAGGGCAGCUCCGAGGGCAGCCCGGAGGGGCCGCAGCGCCAGCUGGGGCCGGCUGCACCAUGUGAAGCGGCGGGGCUGCCCCCCCGCCCCGAGCCGCCCUCUCCCGCACCAUGAGGGACGGGGAUGCGGGGCAGCACCCACGCCGCGCACAGGUAGAGCCCGGGCGGCUCCUCCGCCUCCUGUCCUGCGUGGUCCUGGUGUGCGGGGCGGAGGUCGCGGCUCUCGCCGACUUCUCAGGUUACCUAACGAAGCUCCUGCAGAACCACACCGCCUAUGCCUGCGACGGGCAGCACCUGAGCCUGCACUGCCCUCGGCACUCCACCAUCAGUGUUCAGUCAGCACUGUAUGGGCAGGACCCCCACAUGUGCACUGCCUGGGAGCCUGAAACCAGGAUGACAGAGCCCAGGAACUGCGUGGCACCCACCUCUCUGCAGAAAGUACUGGAUGAAUGCCAAAACCUGAGAUCCUGCCAACUCCUUGUCAAUAGUCGGGUUUUUGGGCCUGAUCUGUGUCCAGGGACCACUAAAUUCCUCCUUGUCUCCUUUAAAUGCAAACCUACUGAAUACAAAACCAAAUCAGCAUGUGAAAACCAGGAACUGAAGCUCCACUGUCAGGAAUCCAAGUUUCUUAUCAUCUACUCGGCCACCUACGGCAGAUGGGCACACGAGGAGAGCGUCUGCUCAACAAAGGCGGAGCACACCCCUCCCUUUGACUGUUUGUCUUACACAGCGCUGGAAGUGAUAUCAAAAAGGUGUUACGGGAAGCAGAGAUGCAAAAUCAUUGUCACCAGCCGGGAUUUUGGAAGUCCAUGCCUACCUGGUGUGACAAAAUACCUAAACGUCAGCUAUGCAUGUGUUCCUAAGUUUAUCCUCACGGCUGUCAACCCCCUGGUCCCCGAUAACAAAUCUUCCAUCAAACAGAAUGAUGGUGUCGACCUUGAUCCAAAGGAAUCAAGACUUCCAAAGAAAGAUGGAACUAUUGUUAGCUCUAACUACUUGGCUACAUUUGCAUACAUUAGAGAUCACCCUGAAAGAGCCGCUCUCCUGUUUGUGUCCAGCAUUUGUGUGGGAUUAAUCCUCACACUCUGUGCCUUGGUGAUCUGCGUGUCGUGUCCUAGGGACAUCCAGAAACUGCACAGGAAGAGAGAUCCACUGGCGCCAGAGAGUGCCAGAGCCUACGAGAGCAGUGCACAGGAGGAAGAGGAGGAAGAGGAGGGGGAGGAUUCCUCCCUUUCCAACACCCAGGACGAGACAGACAGACUUUACAGACCUUCUUACUCAGGUUAUAACUCAGCAGAGGCAGCCGAACUGGCCGAAAGGAUUGAGCGCAGGGAGCAGAUCAUACAGGAAAUCUGGAUGAACAGUGGCUUGGACAUGACACCCCCUAGAAAUAUGAAUACAUUUUAUAUUAAUGAACAAUAAAUGGCUUAUUUUGGAUGACACUCUAUCCCUUUUAAAAAAAUGUACCUUCUGUGAAGGAACAUUUGUAUCAGUGAAUAUAAUUAUUUGUAAAAUAAAAAGAAAUAUAUGCAAUAAAAA
This is a messenger RNA of Prinia subflava (tawny-flanked prinia), 2464 nucleotides long. It is a transcript of the gene EVA1C, whose product is annotated as eva-1 homolog C. Gene Ontology annotation, molecular function: heparin binding; carbohydrate binding. The record is from RefSeq and is a predicted model, not a curated record. Bases 1037 to 2347 code for a protein of 436 amino acids. Gene Ontology annotation, cellular component: extracellular region. Lineage: Eukaryota; Metazoa; Chordata; Aves; Passeriformes; Cisticolidae. The transcript is spliced from 8 exons.